CAUUCAUUUCAUGUUCAUUGAUUGAUAUUGAACUCUUAGAUCAGGUGAAGCAUUUAAGAAUUUUAUAUAUUAUUUUAUUUAUAAAAAAAAAAAAGUUUUUAUACAAAUCGUAUAAAUAUUGUAAUUAGAAGUUUUAUAAAAGUCCAUGAGCAAAUUAGUGUAACUCUUUGUAGUUUGUUAAAUAAACAACGUUUAUUAUUUUUUACGGUUUAAAUUCUAUAUGUGUACUACUAACAAAAUUAUCAUUUAAUGAUGAGAAGACCAUAAUGAAACACUACUCCAAUGGUCACAUGUCAUUUAAUGAUUUUUUUAUGAUGUACCUUACAAAAUGGAAGAGGGCUGCAGUUGUCUUACUGAUUAUUUGGAUUGGUGUCACAUAUCUUGUGAUAUCCCCUCUCAGAUGCAAUGGAAACACGGAAGAGAUAGCAGAAUUCCAAGAUAGAUUAAGGAGAGUAUCAUCUCAACUAGAAGCACUGAGACAACAGCAUAGUAAUCUAAUAGCACAGAUAAGAAAGUCAUCUGGUUUAAAUGGUAACCUGAAAGACAUAGACACCGGUUCUCUAUUCCUCGAUACUGGUCAUGGUCCAUCUGAGGAUUACGAGAAUCUUAGAAGAAGGAUAUAUUCCAACACAAAAGAGUUAUGGUAUUACAUUAGCCAUGAAUUGGGGAAAGCGAUACGCGACGAAAACAAAAUUGAGAAAUUACAGGCCGUUUUGGACCAAGUGGCCGAUAGGAAAAGAUCUCUACUAUCGGACCAAGAGAAAUUACCAGAGUUGGAUGGGUACCACGAGUGGCGGCAGAUGGAAGCGGCCAACGUCAGCGACCUCAUUCAGAGACGACUGCGUCACCUUCAGAACCCACCGGAUUGCAGGGAGGCUAGGAAGCUUAUUUGCAACUUGAAUAAGGGUUGCGGUUUUGGUUGCCAGCUUCACCACAUUGUUUACUGUUUGAUAUUUGCGUACGCCACAGAAAGGACAUUAAUAUUAAAUUCGAAAGGUUGGAGAUACAAUACCAAAGGGUGGGACUAUGUGUUUUAUCCGCUAUCAGAUAGCUGUACAAGUGCGUACGGCGACAAAGUGCUACAAUGGCCAGUGACGUACGAUGCUAAAGUAGUAUCACUGCCAUUCAUAGACUCGAUAUCGCAAAAGCCCAAGUUCUUACCGCUCGCCAUACCAAAGGAUUUAGCUCAUAGGAUAGUUCGCUUCAACGGCGAUCCAGCGUCCUGGUGGGUCGGCCAAAUGCUCAAGUACAUCCUCAAACCACGACCCUCGAUGCAGAAGUCGAUCAAUGAAACUAUGGCCAAGAUGAAUUUCAAGACACCGAUUGUUGGUGUACAUAUACGACGCACAGACAAGGUGGGGACAGAAGCGGCGUUCCACCACAUACACGAAUACAUGGCACACGUGAAGGAUUAUUACGACCAGCUGGAACUCACGCGCACCGUCGAUGUCAGGCGCGUGUACCUCGCCACGGACGAUCCUAAUGUGCUAGUGGACGCGCGCAGCAAGUACCCGUCGUACCAGUUCCUAGGCGACGAGUCGGUCGCCAAAACGGCGGCCACGCACCGCCGCUACACGCCGCUGUCGCUCGCCGGCCUGCUGCUAGACCUGCACAUGCUCGCCAUGUGCGACUACAUCGUCUGCACCUUCAGCAGCCAGGUGGGUCGAGUGGCGUACGAGAUGAUGCAAACGAACCGUGUGGACGCAUCUAACAGUUUCUUCUCGCUGGACGAUAUCUAUUACUUCGGCGGGCAGAACGCGCACGAUAGGAUAGCAGUACUGCCGCACUCACCUGACCACAACCAGGAUAUAUCUCUAGAGGUGGGCGAUUUGAUAGGCAUCGCAGGUAACCAUUGGAACGGUUACGGUCGAGGUACAAAUAAACGAAGUAAUAUGAAUGGCCUCAUUCCGUGGUACAAGACAGCGGACCAUCUCGUUUUGUACCCAUUCCCAGAGUACAAACAGGUACCGCUGUAUGCGGACACGCGACAAAACGAGUUAUAGGCACGAGUCUCACUCGUGUGAGCACGAUUGUGGGACUCGUGCGAGAAGUACGUCGGAGCUGUGGACAUGUCACAAUGUGAAAUAUACCCACGUAAUAUUGUUUUAAUGGUAAUAUUUUAAACUAAAUUCAAGCUUUAAACUCAAUAUGGAAAUAAUUUGAGUAUAUUACCCCAUAAUUUUAUAACCAUAAUAAUUUAGUAACCAAACAAUGGCAGUUAAUUUUUUUACUUUUAACAGUUUAUUGCUUUAGUUGUACAUUUCGUAAAAUUUAUGUUUACAUUAUCUUAUCUUACGACUUUAAAUGAAAACUAAACCAGUCAAAAGUAAAUCAAUUGAACGCAACGCGUAUAAUGAAUGAGUGUAAUUCAACAUGAAUAUUUUUGUUUGAAUGAAAUUAUUGACUUUAUCAAUUUAUUUUACAAUUAAUAAUAGCUGGUAAAUGUGCAGUCAAGUCAUAUAAGAUAGUUCAGAACAGAUUGCCUUGUUUCCUUUUAUUCUAUUUCCCUUUUAACUAGCAUAUUCAUUCCAAAAUAUACUUUACUAUUAUUUUACUUUAUACAUUAUUUUUCUGUGAUUGUUUUAAAAUAUUAAUAAUUCUAUAGUGUAGUGUCAUACUUUAAUAAAAUAGGGUACACUUUAUGUUGCUGGUAAAUAAAUUCAACGCCGCCCACACGAUCAAGUAUGGGCACAAAAAUAUGAGGUUCUUUCGAAUAACAGUCACACAUUAGGGUCGAUUUUGAGACGCCAUUCUCCAUACAUCUAAAACUAAUAUUUUAAAUUGAUCUUUUGAAAGUACUAUUUUACGGAUAAACUCAUUAUAAACACUAAAUUUAUAAUAGCUUUGACUUAAAUCUAUUAGAAAUUUAGUUCAUAUUAGCCCUUAGAACAAAGAUCAAAAUGAAAUUUUAAUUUUAGAGAUGAGUUCUAAAUAUAAUGGUGGCUUAGAAUCGACUCUAUUGUUUUGAAAUAGAGUCAAUAUCGAUUUUACAAUUGUAUUCAAUGUACAAUAAAUAAAAAAAAAUCAUGUUCAUCGAAAGGACCAUUCGAUUUGUUUAUUAAUUUAUAAUCGAACAAAGAUAUCGGGUUUGCCGAGAGAAUUAUAUUGAAAAGACUGGAUACUCGAAUAAAAUUUACAUAAUUUAAUCGAUCAUGCAAUUGUAUCUAUGUUAUAUGUAUAUAAUCGAUUGUGUCUGGGCGGCAUAUCAACAUCACCAUAGACGAUAUGGUAGUAUCAUUGUAGUAUAAGCUCAAAAUAAUUUUAAUCACAUUUUAUAAUCGUAUCUUUUUAUAGUUAUCUGUUAAUUUUAAUUUUCAAUCACUAAACUUAUAUAAUAUAAUUGAGAAUCUCCAACUGAAAGUAUGAAAUUAUUAAGAAAUCUCCGAACGAAAUGAUUUAUAUACAUAAAAAAAAUAUAUAUAUUAAUUUCAUUAUUUUUUAUUACAUAAAAUAUUUAUAUUAAGUUAAUUUAUCUACAGAUGGAUUUUACGCGUUUCUUAUUUUAACAUAUUAAACGCCAAAUUAAUAUAUAAGGACAUUCCGCAAACAUUAUAGAAAUAAUUUUGUAACGAUUGUUUUUCAAGCAGUAAUGAUAUGUUGGUGUGCUUCAUCUGUAGUAAAGUAAUUUAAACUUUAUAUUUUUAUAAAUAGAAAUCGGAAUUAAGUAAAAGCGAAUAAAACAGUUAACGUCACAUUGAAGAUACUCUUUUUUAAAAAUGGUAACGAUGCGAUCUCUUCUAAGUUUUUUUUUUUAAUUAUAAUUUUAAAAUAAAUAAACAAUUAUUUUACAUAACACAUUAUUUACAAUUCUAUAUACAAAUAAUUAUUAUAUUUUUGGUGGUCAUUAACAAUUUUACAUUAAAGAUUUGGUUUUAAAUUGCCAUCAUACAUACUAUUAUAUCUUUAAAAAAAGUAAAACAUUUUACUUUGUUAAAGUUGAAGUGGAACUUGGAAAUAAAAUCUAUAACCAUGCAAGUGACAAAGAUUUAGUUUUAGUGUGAGUAGGCCCUUAGGACAAUGUUUGCAGUACUCUUUAACGCUAUUAUCUAUAUACAUAUCUGCGAAUUACUUGAAUAUUUUUUUUAUCACGUGACCUGCCCAGUAACAAUAUUACACACAAAAUUGUGUACUGAGCAAGUUUCAUUAUCUAUGGUUUUGUUUAAUUUGUUUGCUGCGAUCUGCAUAAAUACCUAGCUUAGUUCAAAAGCUAUCUUACACUUAAGAUGUAAGUUUAACGUAUUGCUACAGUUUCAAUAGUCAGUUACAUAUUUAUUUUAUGAAUUGGCCAAAUAUGUGGCGCUUAAUUUAGAGAAUUUAACUUACUAUUGUUUUGCUUUUAUUGUAUUUAAACUACAUUAAAUUACUGUAAUAAGGCCUAACUUAACCCAAUAGUUACUGUGAUACAUUAUACACACGAUAACAAUGUUUAUUAAAAUUGUUUACUUUCUUAGUUUUGUUUAUUGAAAUUGUUUAAAAUCGUGAAACAUAAAAUAUCAUGUCAUACAUCACAAAUAAAUGGUCAGGUAGUAGUUUCUUCUAUCAAUCUUUUAUUAGUUGAGUUAUAAGUAAUUUUAGUUAUUUAAUACAGUCGCUAAACUUAAAUGUUACUUCUGAAGUUGUCUAGUAAUAAUCUAUAUCGAUAUUUUUUUUAAAAGAAUUGAUUUGAUAUGUAAAAUUGUUACUACCCAAGUUAUACGCUUUUAAAAUCGUAUACAAGGCAAUACUUACAGAACAGGAAAGAAUUAAUUUGUAAUAAAUAGCUUCGGAGGUGCAUUUAAAUUUGGUGCAUUCUUUAUUGUAAACUUUUCCUGUUAUGAUCUGAUACUGGUUGCAAAAACAUAUACUACUUCAUUAUUUUUAUUCCCUUAUAUGAUAUACAAUGUGUUUAUAUUAAAAAGUUAUAGAGUAAAACACAAAAAAAAAAUCGACAAAUUUAUUUUCGUAUUAUAUGUAAUAUUUUGAAAUUGAUUUCAGUGUCUAUGUUCUUUACAAAGUACAUGUCAAAUAAAAUUAAACCUUACAGACUACUACAUUAAGUAUGUUUUGAUAAAGAGAACAAUUUGAUAAGUAUAAAUUGGUUACCUACAUAAUUUAACAUGACAAAAUAGUGGAAAUAAAAAAAAUAAAAAAAAAAACACGAACACAUCUGAAUCGAAUAUUUUGUAAUCUUGUAUUCUUAUAACUACUUAUAUCCUAAAAAUAUUACAAACUGUAAUAGUAUAACGUCUGAAGUGCAUUUAUUACCUAUAUAUCUUGAACUUAAUAAUUAUUCGCGUACAAUUGUUAACGAAAAUGUGAGCUCAUUUACAUUAUGUAUUAAAUGUAAAAAGUUGAUAAACUAUUAAAUCAUUUUAAAUGUAUUAUAGGUACGUUUCGUUAUAUUAUUUAUGACAACAUGUCUGGUGUUGCGUAUUUUAAAAUUUGGGUACUCUUGUUUUCUUGAGGUCCUGAUUUAUAUAUCUAAACCCUGUUAAAACUGUUUUGAGGUAUGUGAUAACAAUAAUGCAAGAUCUGCAAUAUUAGGUAGUUUGUUUGUAAAGGAUAAAAUUAAAGUAAAUCUUAGAUCGACUUUCUUCCACGCAUAGUUAAAUUGUCGAACCAGCUCCCAACAGCAUUGUUUUCGAAUUGAUAUGACAUUGAAACUUUCAAGAAAAGAGCAUAUUCCUUUGUAAAAGGUCAGCAACACAUCUGAAAAUUCUGUAAUGUUGCAGGCAUUUAUGGUGGCGGGUCGCAAGUUCGUUUGCUUGUGUUUUAAGCAAAGAAAGUUAUUAAAGUGCAGAUGUAAAAAAGAUAUAAUCAAUGUACUCGUAACAUACCCGUUCAUUAGUGGUUAUUUGGCAUCUUUGUCUAAGAUACAUUACGUUUGUUCAUACAAGGUCACCAUUUAUGAAUUAUUUUCUGCGUUUUCAAAAUGAUAACGGAUUGCUUCUUAUUAUUUAUAUAUGACAAAGUAAUUUAUUAUACUUGUAUAAAUUUGUGACAAUCCUAUUAGUUUGGGGUACAUUUUGCCAUCACUUACAAAGGAAAGUAUGAGUAACACUUCUACAUAGGUUAUUUAUUCUUAUGGUAAUAUUGUAUAUGCAGGGAAACGAGAAAAUAGGAGUAAACGCCGUGAAAUGAUAACAAAAUAAAAAUAGGAAAGUCAGUAACCUUGAUAUAUCAAUUUAUCUAAAAUGCAAGGAAAAAUAUUUUCCAAUAAUGACAUUUUUCUAUAUUUACAACCAAGACAAUCACAAUAUGGCGAAAAUUAGUUCUAUUUUGAUUUUGAAUAUAUUAUUAUACAUAAUGUAUGAUACAGGUGUGACAAAUAUGUAUGUAUGUAUACAUAAUAUACCCGUAUUAAUGUGAUGCAAAAUAUUUUUCAUAAAACCUUAUUAAAACCAAACAAUACAUUGUUCAGUAUAUCAUGAUCUUGUUGUAAACGUUUUCUAUGAAACUUUUGUAUUGUUCUGAGCUUCGAUAAGAUGUAAUAAAUAUGGACCUAAACUAUGUGUAUAUAGCUUUAUAAAUUAUAGUGUAUAUAAAAGUAAAAGAAGUAAUAAUAUAAAUAAACAGUAUGUAUGAUUGGA
Galleria mellonella (greater wax moth) is the source of this 6569-nucleotide messenger RNA. It is a transcript of the gene FucT6, whose product is annotated as alpha-(1,6)-fucosyltransferase. The record is from RefSeq and is a predicted model, not a curated record. Bases 267 to 2003 code for a protein of 578 amino acids. Gene Ontology annotation, molecular function: protein binding; alpha-(1->6)-fucosyltransferase activity. NCBI's taxonomy places the organism in Eukaryota, Metazoa, Arthropoda, Insecta, Lepidoptera, Pyralidae. Gene Ontology annotation, biological process: protein N-linked glycosylation. The transcript has 13 exons.